Messenger RNA from Bradysia coprophila, 916 nucleotides. Its product is annotated as sodium/potassium-transporting ATPase subunit beta-2-like. The record is from RefSeq and is a predicted model, not a curated record. Gene Ontology annotation, cellular component: sodium:potassium-exchanging ATPase complex. Lineage: Eukaryota; Metazoa; Arthropoda; Insecta; Diptera; Sciaridae. Gene Ontology annotation, biological process: sodium ion export across plasma membrane; intracellular potassium ion homeostasis; potassium ion import across plasma membrane. Gene Ontology annotation, molecular function: ATPase activator activity.
UUAUCUCCUUUGCACAGCCACCAACUUAGAAAACUCUGUUCAGUUUAAUUAUCUGUUCAAAAAUUCUAAUUUGAAAAUUGAAACUUAAAUCAGUCACCAAAGUGUCUUUUGACGAGAAGCAUCUAAUUAUUUGUGCAUCAAAAUGUUAAAUUAUGGUAGGAGUGCAUUGUUUUGCUUAUUCUUCGUUUUCACUAUUGAAACUCGCGCUGGUUCUUCGGACUUUGGGCUAUUCAAUUUAAGCACGACCCCAAGUGUGAAGGUCAUUCCAGAAACCGAUGGCAACUUUAUCCAUCUCAAACAGCUGGAUGAAUCGAGCCUCCAAGUGUACAUUGACUCCAUGAAUAAGUUCCUGGAACCGUAUAUCAAACCAACUGAAGUUGCAAUGGAAAAUCUAUAUCAUUGUGAUUUCAAUUCUCCACCACGCGAACACAAAGUUUGCGUUUUCGACGUGCAACAUCUAUUUCAUUGUACGCCUGAAAACGAUUUCGGUUUCCGCAAAAAUAGUCCAUGUUUGUUGUUUACGCUGAGCCAGGUUUCUAACUGGACACCGACCGUUUUAAGCGGCAGCGAUAUUCAAAAUAGCACAAACUCAUUUUCAACCAAACCUGCACAAGUGGAUGCAUCGAUUAGAGAAAGUUCUAUACAGGAAUACGUUUGGUUUACUUGUGAAGGUGAAACUGCCGCCGAUAAAGAGGCUUUGGGGCCAGUCAUUUACUACCCGCGAAAUGGCUUCCCCACUUAUUAUUUCCCAUUUAACAAUGUUGAAGGCUAUCAAUCCCCAAUCGUUGGUGUGUAUUUCGAACGGCCAACAAGAGGUGUAAAUAUCACCAUCAUAUGCAAAGCAUGGGCGAACAAUAUUCCUUUGGACGAGGAAAGUGGCUCAGGAUACAAGAAAAUCCAUUUACUUGUUGACUAA